GUCAGCGUGUAAGCGAGUGUGCUCCUCUAUACAGUUGCGUACUGCUGCUGCAGCUCUCAGAGCAACUCCACUGCAUGCAACAUGGACACUACGAGCAGCGGCCAGCCGCGGAGGAUCUGAGCGCGCCUCGGGACCGCUGCUGACACGCGAUACGCCACACUGGGGCAGGGAUGAGGUGCCAUCCAGCAGCCGCACACUGGUAGGCGAGUCGUCAGUUGCCAGCGAUGUCAAAGACUCUGAAAAAGAAGAACCACUGGACGAACAAAGUCCACGAAGCGGUGCUCACCAGGAAUAAGGAGGGUGAGCUGGGGUUCGACUUGAAAGGGGGCGCCGAGAACGGCAAUUUUCCUUAUUUUGGGGAGGUGAAGCAGGGUAAGGUGGCCAUCCAGAGCGGCAAGCUGUCCCAGGACGAGCUGCUCUUGGAGGUCAACGAUACACCGGUGGCGGGGCUCACCACCAGGGAUGUGCUGGCCGUGAUCAAGCACUGCAAAGACCCGUUCCGGCUGAAGUGCGUGAAGCAAGGAGGUGUUGUGGAUAAAGAUCUCCGGCAUUAUCUCAACCUACGGUUCCAGAAGGGUUCAGUGGACCACGAGCUUCAGCAAAUCAUACGUGAUAACCUCUACCUCCGGACUGUGCCGUGCACAACAAGACAGCCCAAAGAGGGGGAGGUCCCAGGUGUGGACUACAACUUUGUGAGCAUUGAGCGGUUUAUGGAAUUAGAGAAAAGUGGGGCUUUGUUAGAAAGUGGAACAUACGAAGAUAACUUCUAUGGCACGCCAAAGCCUCCUGCUGAACCCACGCCGAUGCUGUUUAAUGUGACGGACCAACUCUUGCCCGGUGCCCGACCCAGUGCAGAGGGAAAAAGGAAGAGAAAUAAGUCUGUCAGCAACAUGGAGAAGGACAGCAUUGAGCCACCAGAAGAGGAGGAGGAAGAGAGCCCCGUCGUCAAUGGCAACGGCAUCGCCAUCACACCAGAAUCGAGCGAACACGAGGACAAGAGUACUGACGCUUCCGGAGACGUUCCCGUCCAGUCAUGCCCUCCCGAGACCCCCACCCUCACCGCCACAGAUGCCCCUGAGGAGGAAGGAGACGCUCCCGAGCCCCCACAGGACACCCAGGAGAAUGACGACAUGGGCCCUUUGCCAGAUAACUGGGAGAUGGCCUACACUGAGAAAGGAGAAGUUUACUUCAUAGAUCACAAUACCAAAACAACGUCAUGGCUCGACCCUCGACUAGCGAAGAAAGCCAAGCCCCCAGAGGAUUGUGAGGAAGAUGAACUUCCAUAUGGCUGGGAGAAAAUAGACGACCCUAUUUAUGGCAGUUACUAUGUUGACCACAUUAACAGAAGGACACAGUUUGAAAACCCCGUCCUAGAGGCCAAACGAAGGAUCCAACAGCAACAGCAAAUGCAAAGUCAAGGUCUAUCAGCGUUGCCAUUGCCCACAAUAUAUAGAGAAAAGCCUCCAUUCACGAGGGACGCCACACAACUCAAAGGGACGUUCCUCACCACGGUGCUGCAGAAGAGCAAUAUGGGAUUCGGCUUCACCAUCAUUGGUGGGGACGAGCCGGACGAGUUCCUACAGGUCAAGAGCGUCAUACCUGAUGGACCUGCAGCCCAAGAUGGCAAGAUGAACACAGGUGAUGUGAUCGUCUACAUCAAUGACAUCUGUGUUUUGGGCACCACCCAUUCUGAUGUGGUGAAGCUUUUCCAGUCAGUCCCCAUUGGCCAGAGCGUCACCCUGGUGCUGUGUCGAGGUUACCCUCUCCCUUAUGACCCAGAAGACCCCUCCGCUAGCUCCUCCAUGCCCCCUUUGGGCCUAGUGGAUCACCCGUUGCUGCUCAAUGGAAGGAACAACUAUGAAAAUUACAUGGAGUACAUGUCUUUGACUGGCCGCUUAAUACCCGAGCACGGCGAGGGCCUUACCCCACAUCCCCAUCCUGGAGACACACACCUGGACGGCUCGCAGCCUCCAUCCCUGACCACACCGGGACCCCCACCUGAUGACAGCGUCUCCAUGGCCUCAUCCUCAGGAGCAACUGCCGGGGCUCAAGUGGCCCCUGAGCUUCUGAGUCUCACUAUAACCAAAGGUGCAGAGGGUUUCGGGUUCACCAUAGCGGACAGUCCCACAGGGCAAAGAGUCAAACAGGUUCUGGAGCCGCAGGGUUGUCUGGGGUUAUGUGAAGGAGAUUUGAUGGUGGAGAUUAAUCAGAAGGGUCUCCAGGGACUCAACCACACACAGGUGGUGCAGCUGCUCAAGGAAUGUCCAGUGGGAACAGAGGCUACGCUUGUCAUUCAGAGAGGAGCAGCAGCAGCAGGAGAAAUUUUGAGGAAUGUGUACACUGCACUUUGCAAUACAACGAUUGCACAUAGCGACCAAGGGCUGUCCAAAGCUCCACAACCUGCAUGUUCCAAGUCUUCUGAAGCCAUGACAGCUUUAGGCCUCUACACACCCUGGGAUCCCACAAAACAGUGGGAUCCUCAAGGAAGCCCCCAGACCAGCUUGUCGGCUGCUUUGCUCCCCCAUGGUGCUCCACAUCCCGGCCAGCCGCUCCAUCGCUCCUCUGUUCCGGACACAGAGGUCUUCCACCUGGGCAAGCCUGACCCCUAUGACCUCUAUGAGAAGUCACGUGCCAUUUAUGAAAGCAGACGUGUGGAGUAUCAGGAAGUGGAAGUGCACCUGCUGCGUGAGAAGACUGGCUUUGGCUUUAGGAUCCUGGGUGGAGACGAGGCGGUGCAGGCUAUUGUGAUCGGAGCAAUCAUAGAGAACAGCCCUGCGGAGCGCGACGGCAGACUGCAUCCGGGAGAUGAGCUGGUCUCGGUUGACAGGAUGCCCGUGGCGGGGAGACCACACCGCUACGUCAUCGACCUCAUGCACGCGGCGGCACGAAGCGGACAGGUCACCCUGACCGUAAGGAGGAGAGUUCUGCUGCAGCAGGGCCAGCCAUGUGAGGAAAACGGUGCAGCAGCCAAUCAAAGCAGUUCUCCCCGGGGUCAUGCAGUGUGCCCGGUCAACUUGCCCCCCACCACUGAUGUAGUUAUCCACCGUAAGGAAAGCGAAGGCUUUGGCUUUGUCAUCAUCAGCUCCCUCAACCGUCCAGAGACCACAAACACAAUAACUGUGCCACAUAAGAUCGGCCGCAUCAUCGAGGGCAGUCCGGCUGAUCGCUGUGGGAAGCUGAAAGUUGGUGAUCGUAUUAUGGCCGUCAACUGUCAGUCUAUUAUCAACAUGCCUCACGCUGACAUUGUCAAGCUGAUCAAAGACGCUGGACUCACUGUCACCUUGCACAUCAUCCCAGAAGAAGAUGUAAACGGUGCUCAUUCGGCCCCUACAUCAGAGAAGCAGAGUCCCAUGGUGGCCCAGAAGCACAGCCCUCAGACUCAGUCCAGCCCAGCAGCCCAGCAGAGCCCGACCAUGGCUCAUCCCAGCCCACCAGCCCCCCACCCCAGCCCGGCCACCACGCAGCCCAGCCCCCUGCUGAUGGAGCUGGGCCUUGGAGCUCCGCACAGCAGCCCACCAGUGACUCAAAGCAGUCUGCCUGUGAGUCAGGCCGGCCUGGAAGCCAUGCAGUCAGGCUCAGCGGUGACUCAGGCUGCUCCUCCGGGCAUGCCGGGAGUUCAGCCCACCUCCAUCGGAUCAGUGCCGGUACCGCCACAGCUGUACCUUCAUGACACCAGGUCAGAGGUUAAAGCCAGGCAGGAUGUUAAGCCUGAUAUCUGCCAAGCUGCAUAUACAGACUACAGACAGCCUCCGGUGGACUACAGACAUCCUCCUGUAGCAGACUACAGACAGCCGCCCACCAUGGAGUACAGACACCCACCUGCUCUGAUAGACUACAGACAGCAGUCCAUCGCCGAUUACAGACCACAGGACUAUGACUACUUCACUGUGGAACUGGAGAAAAGUGUGAAGGGAUUUGGCUUUAGUAUCCGGGGAGGACGGGAAUACAAGAUGGACCUGUUUGUGCUGAGACUGGCGGAGGACGGACCUGCGAUCCGCAACGGCAGAAUGAGGGUUGGCGAUCAGAUUAUUGAAAUUAACGGUGAGAGUACGAGAGACAUGAGUCACACUCGCGCCAUCGAGCUCAUCAAGGCCGGCGGUCGUCGAGUACGUCUGCUGUUGAAAAGGGGCACGGGACAGGUGCCGGAAUAUGGAAUGGUACCUACCAACCUUACCAUGUGCAUGAAAAGCGACACUCUAGCCUCACCCUAUUUCUUCAUAAUGGGACACUCUAAAGACACGACAGUGCCGCCUCCCGGAGUGCUGUCUCUCCAGCCGCCCCUGCCUUGUCGGAAGUAGGCUCACCCCGCUAGUGUGACACUCGCCCUUUGCCGUCACCCGUCAUCUCAUCCAGCCUCAAACCCUGGACUUUCAGUGGCAUUCUGUGACAGUCUGGACCAAUCACGGCGCCCCUUGUGGCCAGUUUUGUGGGGCUUCGCCCGCAGAACGAAGGGUGGCAGGUCCACCUGUAAGAGCUGUGCUUU
Sinocyclocheilus rhinocerous is the source of this 4483-nucleotide messenger RNA. Its product is annotated as membrane-associated guanylate kinase, WW and PDZ domain-containing protein 2-like. Bases 225 to 4298 code for a protein of 1357 amino acids. Gene Ontology annotation, molecular function: beta-1 adrenergic receptor binding; SMAD binding; signaling receptor complex adaptor activity. Gene Ontology annotation, cellular component: cell-cell junction; dendrite; cytoplasm. The record is from RefSeq and is a predicted model, not a curated record. The transcript is spliced from 25 exons. Lineage: Eukaryota; Metazoa; Chordata; Actinopteri; Cypriniformes; Cyprinidae. Gene Ontology annotation, biological process: signal transduction; receptor clustering.